AUGGCCUCCGCGCUGCUGCCGCUGCUGCUCGCCCUUGCCGCCACGUCUGCCGCCGCGGGCCGCCUGCUCCCCUACGACCUGCUCUACGCGGACGGCGUGCGCGCCUACCUGGCGCGGGAGUGGGCGCGGGCGGCCGAGCUGCUGCAGCGCUCGCUGCACAGCUACGCGGGGCUGCGGGAGGCCCGCGGCGCCUGCCGCCGCGCCUGCCGCGACGAGGCRGCCUUCGCGCGGGGGCCGGCGGCGCCCUGGGAAGCCGCCUUCUUCGACCGGGUGCUGCAGCGCGCCGAGUGCCUGCAGCACUGCCUGGGCCGCCGCCUCGGCGGGCCGCCCUCCGCGCACCGCGUCAGCCACRCCAUCCGGCGCGAUUUCGAGCGGCGGGAGCCCUACAACUACCUCCAAGUGGCCUUCUUCCAGUUGAAGAAGCUGGAUCAAGCAGUAUCUGCAGCUCACACGUUCUUCGUUGCAAAUCCCCAGCACCUCCAGAUGCGUGAAGACAUAGAGAAAUAUCGCCGUAUGUCAGGCGUGAAAGCAGACAGCUUCCGGGAUCUGGAGGCCACCCCRCUCUGGGAAGCCUAUGAGGCUGGGCUGCAGCACUACAAUGCAGAUGAGUAUCUGCAGGCUGUGGACAGGCUGGAGGAGUCACUCAGAGAGGCAAUGUCGGCACUGGAAGAGUGUCGUACCCUGUGCGAAGGACCUUGGGAGGAGGAGGAGAAGGAAGAGGAAAAUGACGGGGACCAGGAGGAGGAGAAGGAGGACAUGCAACCUGGCCUGUAUGAAACAAUUGCAGCCCAYUAUGUUCAGGUCUUGAAAUGCAGACAGCAAUGUGUGAUUGAAAUUGCCACAAAGCCAGGGCGGAUUUCAGCUGCAGAAGAUUUCAUACCCUCCCAUCUUGACUUACUGCAGUUCGCCUAUGACCAAGGUGGAAACAAGACACUGGCUGCUGAAUGUGCUGCUUCCUACUUGCUCUUCUAUCCCAUGGAUGAGCCAAUGUUGGAGAAAAUGAAUCAGUAUCGCACAGAACUGGGGCAGGACACAACUGUCACAGCCAGAGAGAAUAUUCAGCAUUACAUAGAGAGAUCACUGAUGGAAAAGAAGUUGAUUUACUAUGCAGUGGAGCAUCUAGGAGGAACUUUUAAUGACCCUGAUCUCUGGACUCCAGAUGAAUUGAUUCCUGAAAGUCUAAAGGAGCAACAAAGAGAGGAUCAGGAGAAGCAAAAGCAGGAGACUCUGGAUGUGGAAGAGAGGGAGAAGAGGGGUCCUUUGCCUUUUGAAGGUAUCACUGUCACCAUGGAUUCCCGAGAGAUGAAUGGAACCCAAAGGGCUGUGUUUGACCAAGUCCUGACAGAGUCUGAGUGUCUGGACCUUCUCCGUCUGACAAAGGCAGCUGGAGGAACUGGAGAUGGCCUCAGGGGAAGACGGUCCCCUCACACCCCACAUGAGAGAUUUGAAGGGUUGACUGUUCUGAAGGCCAUGCAGCUGGCCCAGAAUGGUGAUGUGGACUGGAAAGAUGCCAAAUUGCUUCUGCAGGCCAGCGAGAAAUCCCGAAAAAUCAUAGAGUCCUAUUUUACCCCUGGGAAGAAGCUCCAUUUCUCAUUCACACACCUUGUGUGCCGCACAGCUGUAGAAGGGGAACAGGAAGGUCGCAUGGAUCUCAGCCACCCAGUCCAUGCUGACAACUGUCUCUUGGAUCCUGAAGGAAAUGAAUGCUGGAGAGAACCACCUGCUUAUGUGUACAGGGACUACAGUGGCAUUCUCUAUCUCAAUGAUGACUUCCAAGGUGGGGGCCUUUUCUUCACUGAACUGGACGCUGUGACUGUCACAGCCAAGGUGUAUCCUAAGUGUGGGAGACUGGUAGCCUUCAGCUCUGGCAAGGAGAACCCACACGGCGUGUGGGCCGUGAGCAGCGGGAGGCGCUGCGCCGUGGCCCUCUGGUAUACACACUCCCCGGAGCACGCAGAGCAGGAGAGGCUGAAGGCGGAGGAGCUGAUGGAGAAGGCGUCUGCGGAGCAGGAUAAGAUGGAUGGACAACUACAUCAGAGAGAUGAUCGUGGCAGCAGUUCCUCACAGGAGUCCCCCAUGCCUAGUGACAGAGCCAAAACCACAAGACGGAGACAUAAGCCCAGCUCCGACGGGACACAGCAUCCCAAGGAGCUGCGACCCAGAGAUGAGUUCUGAGUGUGUGAGACCCUGGGACAGGACUGGCACGCACAGUGGCCUGUCACCAUCUCAAUAGUGCUGGCACCACCAAGGCCUGGAGCAGUUUAUUAGCAUGCUAGAGCCAUAGUGAUAGAGAGGGAUGUAGCUUGCUUCUCUGUGAGUUCCCAGAAGUUGAAAAAUGGAAUCAGGGACAGCAUAUUAAAGUCAGUGACACCGAGAUCUUUCUUCACCGCCUCACCUACAUGUUUGUGUCACUUGUCACUUCUUUCAGUGUAACUUCUUGGUUGUAUGGGUCCAAAUCAAAGCAAAGAAGGAAGGGACUUGUGGGAGCAAGGGCUAUCUCACAUUCAGAAAUUCARCAAAAGCUUGUGAACACCUUAGGCACCUGUAAACUUUUGAGGUUUUAAACUGCCRUGUAGUUGAAACAAGAGAGAGAGAGAAGGUGAAUGGCUGUGAAUAUGUGGAUUAAAAGCAAAAUGUUGAACAGAAAUGUUGAGAGGAGUUUGAAUCUGUGCUCCAGGAGGGAGACA
Messenger RNA from Nothoprocta perdicaria, 2687 nucleotides. RefSeq names its product prolyl 3-hydroxylase 3 (gene P3H3). The record is from RefSeq and is a predicted model, not a curated record. Lineage: Eukaryota; Metazoa; Chordata; Aves; Tinamiformes; Tinamidae. Gene Ontology annotation, biological process: collagen metabolic process. Gene Ontology annotation, cellular component: endoplasmic reticulum. Gene Ontology annotation, molecular function: procollagen-proline 3-dioxygenase activity; L-ascorbic acid binding; protein binding. The transcript is spliced from 15 exons. Bases 1 to 2175 code for a protein of 724 amino acids.